Neurospora tetrasperma FGSC 2508 is the source of this 495-nucleotide messenger RNA. RefSeq lists its product as uncharacterized. The transcript is spliced from 2 exons. The annotation marks the transcript as partial. NCBI's taxonomy places the organism in Eukaryota, Fungi, Ascomycota, Sordariomycetes, Sordariales, Sordariaceae. The record is from RefSeq and is a predicted model, not a curated record.
AUGGCCCACGCAAACUUCGAGUCUCCUUCAACCAAGUCGGCCAGCAGUGUCAAGCGAGGCAUGAGUCCAGAGGACCAACAAGACCGAAAUCCGCCCAAAAGACUACAGAGCACCGGAACCAACGACAGUGACAGCGAGGGAAGUUCUAGUGGCGACUAUAUAAGCGACGACAAGAAAUCACCCACUCCGAUCAACGAUUACAACUCACCCGAGCCACAACAGCCCUCUACAUCUGCCAAGACAGUUACCAGCAUCGAGGUCAGCCAUCAUCCGAGCCACAGCGAGAGCAAUGUGCCACCCCUAGAACGCAUUGGCGACACCAUUGUCCACACCAUCGAAGGCGACCCAAAUGAAAUCAGUUCCGAAUAUCUCGAGCCUACUACAGAUGGGCAUGAUACCUCUUCUACACAUGCAACACAAAGGUCCCGGGAAUUGACCGUAGAGGACGACAAAAACAACUCUACCUUGCCCCAUACGGCUUCAUCUCCCCCACCC